Drosophila obscura is the source of this 2350-nucleotide messenger RNA. RefSeq names its product cytochrome P450 18a1 (gene Cyp18a1). The coding region runs from base 631 to 2250 and encodes 539 amino acids. Gene Ontology annotation, biological process: xenobiotic metabolic process. The transcript has 5 exons. The record is from RefSeq and is a predicted model, not a curated record. Gene Ontology annotation, cellular component: cytoplasm; intracellular membrane-bounded organelle. Gene Ontology annotation, molecular function: oxidoreductase activity, acting on paired donors, with incorporation or reduction of molecular oxygen, reduced flavin or flavoprotein as one donor, and incorporation of one atom of oxygen; heme binding; iron ion binding. Lineage: Eukaryota; Metazoa; Arthropoda; Insecta; Diptera; Drosophilidae.
CAACGAAAACAACAAAGGCGCUUGGGGGUUUGAAGCCGAGCCCGGGCCCGAGCCCGAGCCCGACCGAGCGAGCGAGCCCGAGACCGAGCCGCGCCGCCGCCGUCGAUCAUUCGUUCGGCGCUCUGCCGCUCGCUCGAAGCGGGCUCGAAUUGUUAUAAAAGUGGCAAGGACAUACGGUCGAGCCAUUAGUCGAAAUUUAUAAACGCUCGACGCGAAAUCGUCUCCGGGUCUCCGUCUCCGACCAGCGCCCCGAGCACGCAGCAAAUUUUUUUUUGUUUUCAACACCACCAAAGCAAUUCGUAUAUUGCGAUUCCAAAGAUUCCCCAAAAAAGAAAAGAAAAAAAAAAGAAGAAAAUUUAAUUAAUUUUUUUUUGGCCCAGACAAUAUACUUGAGAAAUAUUUUUUUAAAGUGCCUUAAGUCGCAAGUAAAAUCAAAAGUGACAAAUGGCCGAGCAGUGCAACAAAUAAGAGACACUUUAACCGCCGCCACUCACUGCCAAUCCUCGAGAGAUCGCACAUCGAUCGAAUCGAAGCCAAGAUCGUCCAGCCAAGGAUCCCGAGAUCACCGAUCACCGAUCACCGUGAAAAUCGUCCAGUCCAGUCGUCCUAGCCAGAGACCAGCCCGACAAGAUGCUGGCCGACUCGUAUCUGAUAAAGUUUCUGCUACGGCAGCUGCAGAUCCAGCAGCAGGACGCCGGAGCCCAGCACCUGUUGCUGGUCUUCCUCGGCUUCCUUGCCCUGGUCAGCCUGAUCCAGUGGCUGCUGCGGCACUAUCGCGAGCUGCGCAAGCUGCCACCCGGCCCAUGGGGACUGCCCGUCAUCGGCUAUCUGCUCUUCAUGGGCAAUGAGAAGCACACACGCUUCAUGGAGCUGGCCAAGCAGUACGGAUCGCUCUUCUCCACCCGCCUGGGCAGCCAGCUGACCGUCGUCAUGAGCGACUACAAGAUGAUACGCGAGUGCUUCCGGCGUGAGGAGUUCACAGGACGACCGGACACUCCGUUCAUGCAGACCCUCAACGGCUAUGGCAUCAUCAACAGCACUGGCAAGCUGUGGAAGGACCAGCGUCGCUUUCUGCACGACAAGCUGCGGCAGUUCGGCAUGACCUACAUGGGCAAUGGCAAGCAGCAGAUGCAGAAGCGCAUUAUGACGGAAGUGCACGAGUUCAUUGGGCACCUGCACGCGAGUGAUGGCCAGCCGAUCGAUCUGUCGCCCGUCAUCUCGGUGGCCGUGAGCAACGUCAUCUGCAGCCUGAUGAUGUCCACGCGGUUCAGCAUUGACGAUCCCAAGUUCAGGCGCUUCAACUUCCUGAUCGAGGAGGGCAUGCGACUGUUCGGCGAGAUCCACACGGUGGACUACAUACCCACCAUGCAGUGCUUCCCCAGCAUCUCCACAGCCAAGAACAAGAUUGCCCAGAACCGGGCCGAGAUGCAGCGCUUCUACCAGGACGUCAUCGAUGAUCACAAGCGCAGCUUCGAUCCCCACAACGUUCGCGAUCUGGUCGACUACUAUCUGUGCGAGAUCGAGAAGGCCAAGGCAGAGGGCACCGAUGCGGAGCUGUUCGAUGGCAAGAAUCACGAGGAGCAACUGGUUCAGGUGAUCAUCGACCUCUUCUCCGCGGGCAUGGAGACCAUCAAAACCACCCUGCUCUGGAUCAACGUGUUCAUGCUGCGCAAUCCCAAGGAGAUGCGUCGUGUCCAGGACGAGCUCGACCAGGUGGUCGGACGUCAUCGCCUGCCCACCAUCGAGGAUCUGCAGUAUCUGCCAGUGACCGAGUCCACCAUCCUCGAGUCGAUGCGUCGCUCCAGCAUCGUUCCAUUGGCCACAACGCACUCACCCACAAGAGAUGUCGAACUCAAUGGCUACACCAUACCGGCCGGCUCCCAUGUCAUUCCUUUGAUCAACAGCGUCCACAUGGAUCCCAAUCUGUGGGAGAAGCCCGAGGAGUUCCGCCCCUCGCGUUUCGUCGACACAGAGGGCAAGGUGCGCAAGCCCGAAUACUUCAUACCGUUCGGGGUCGGACGGCGCAUGUGCCUGGGCGAUGUGCUGGCCAAGAUGGAGCUCUUUCUGUUUUUCGCCUCGUUCAUGCACUGCUUUGACAUUGCCCUGCCCGAGGGCCAGCCGCUGCCCAGUCUCAAGGGCAAUGUGGGCGCCACCAUUACGCCGGAGGCCUUCAAAGUGUGCCUCAAGCGUCGCCCCCUGGCACCCACUGCCACCGAUCCCCAUCACAUGCGCAACGUAGGCGCCAAUUGAGGGGAUUGAUCGGACGGUCUGGAUCGGUCCCAAUCGGCCCAGAGUGCAGAGCACGGUUUUGUUCCUACAAAAAAAAAACACACACACACAAAAAAACCAC